This is a messenger RNA of Dreissena polymorpha, 1506 nucleotides long. Its product is annotated as sodium-coupled monocarboxylate transporter 1-like. The transcript has 2 exons. Bases 1 to 1506 code for a protein of 501 amino acids. NCBI's taxonomy places the organism in Eukaryota, Metazoa, Mollusca, Bivalvia, Myida, Dreissenidae. Gene Ontology annotation, molecular function: symporter activity. Gene Ontology annotation, cellular component: membrane. Gene Ontology annotation, biological process: sodium ion transport; transmembrane transport. The record is from RefSeq and is a predicted model, not a curated record.
AUGGAUAACUAUUUGCGUCCCGCGGAUGUCGCUGUUCUGUGUGGCGGCAUACUGGCGUCCCUGGUUGUUGGUGUUGUCUACGCAGUGAAAGAGAGUCGUCAUGAGUCAUCGUCCUUCCGGUACCACCGAGGAGGCGGCAAGUUGCACCCAGUUCCUGUCGCGGUUUCGUUAGUGGUGACAUUUGAAUCCUCAAUAUCCUAUUUGGGAUUACCAAGCGAAAUCUACAUGUACGGCUCAUAUUACGCGAUGCUUAUCACGGGGCUGAUUGCCGGAUACCUGAUGAUGUUCUUCAUAACUAUUCCAUUGUUUUAUCCACUACAAAUCACGAGCGUCUACGAGUACCUACAGAUGCGCCACGAGUCCCAAAGAGUCCGACAGAUGUCCAUGUGGUUGGGUAACGUCGGAAGUUUUCUAUAUGCGGGAAUCGUCACUUUCGGCGCCGCAACGGGCAUGGAAGGGGUUACUGGCGUAUCCGCGUGGAUAUACAUCGUAGUGUUGACGUCGAUAGCGGUGGUUUACACGUCACUAGGCGGAAUUAAGGCGGUCGUGGUAACUGACGUAGUUCAAGGCGUAAUUAUGAUAGGUAUGAUAUUUUCAAUACUCGUAUACGGCUGUAUUCGCGUUGGAGGCGUUUCUACAGUGAUUGAGAUCAACCGACCUACGGGUAGAUUACAGAUAUUUGACUUCGAUCCUAACCCGUACAAGCGGCACACAUUCUGGACUCUUGCAAUAGGCAACGGAUGGAUGUGCGCCGGCAUCAUAUUUAGUCCUCCAUUGGUACAGCGUCUGAACUCUGUCCGCUCUAUAGGGGAUGCAAGAAAGGUAGCAGCAAUGUCGAUCCCAGCAUUUGUGAUAUUACAGAUUCUUAUCAUGUGCGAAGGUCUAGUGGCAUAUGCAUACUUUUCACUGAAAGGUUGCGAUCCUAUUGCGUCGAAACAGAUAUCAAACCCGAACCAAAUUAUACCCUAUCUUGUGAGAGAUUUAUUUGCAAGCGUUCCCGGUAUAACUGGCCUGUACCUGUCCGCGCUAUGCAGUGCGUCACUGAGUACCAUCUCUUCGCUACUCAGCUCUAUUUCAGCAGUCACUUCCGAGGACUUCAUCAGACCGCGGUUAAAGAAAGCCUCCGAAAAGAAGCUAACGCAACUUUCAAAAUUAAUUGUUGUCAUGGCCGGAGUGGUCUCAAUUGGUAUCGCCAUACUUAUCAGCCAGGUGAAAGGCCCGAUGGGGCAGAUAAGCGGCAGCAUACUUGGGGCAGUAAACGCGCCAAUUGCUGUCGUGUUCUUCUUGUCCAUAUUCGUAAGGUGCACCACUCGUAGGGGUCUCUACAGCAGCGUCAUAGUCGGAGCGUGUUUUGCCAUGUGGCUGUCUCUGGGGAGCAACUUCUCACCCGGUCGCCUGCAACCUGCAAUAUUACCGCUGGGUCAUACUGACAAGUGUUUCUCCUAUCACAAUACGUCCCGGCAGCAUGAUUUGCCGUCCAAACCACAGCUCGACAAUGACACGUAA